AUGGCGUCGUACUUCAUGCCAUCGUUCUUCCAGAAGCGGCUCCUCAAAUAUGCCCUGUCUCGUCUGGGCCUGGUCGACACAGAGGCCUUGGAUCCAGAUAACCUAGGAAUCCGCUGGGGACAACGGUCUACAAUCGAGUUGAAGGAUAUCGGCCUCAAACUAGAGAAAUUAUCGACUCUAGUUAAUCUUCCUCCGUCGUGCGAGCUGCUCAGCGCCCGGGUUCAGCUUCUUCGAAUCACUCUUCCUGCUGAUUUCCACAGCAGCGGCAUCCUGUGCGAGGCCAACGGCAUCGACGUGCACGUACGGUUAUUGUCAGAGGAGCCGAAAAGGGGACAACACACAAAAAGGAAAGGCGAAAAGGAUGGCUAUUUGGCGGUGCCAACACCGUCGGGUCUUGCGGAGUCAUUCCUCGAGUCCGAGCCAAAGGAGGAAAGGGAAGAGCUGCAAGCUGCGAUAUCGUCACAGUCGCAGGUCCUGCCCCACGACCCGCUAGCCUGGUCUGAUGAUGAUAACGAUAACGAGCUCGGUCUUGGGAGUGAGACUCUAUCACUGCCAAGCUUCGUGGCCGGGUUCUUGAAAGGCGUUGUGGAUCGACUCCAACUCAAGAUAAAAGAUGCAGUUGUGCGAGUGGAUAUGGAGUUGAAGCAAGAUGGAACAUCAAAACGGCAACCUGAAAAUAAGCCGGACCUUGUGGCGGGUUUGUUGAGCGUGGGGGAAAUCGAUGUACACGGGGUAUCCGAGAAACCUACCGGCUCGGAGGAGGGUCUUCCUUUCCGAGAAGGGAAGCGACUCAUCUCAAUCGCCGAUAUCAAUGUUGGUUUGGUUUCGGACCCAUCGGUGUUCUCAAACUACUCUCGUUUCGCGGCCCCUGCAUCUCCGUCAACGACCAUGCGGUCAAAAGGGAGCCAACCGUCAAGCAGAGCGCCGUCACCCUCUCCAUUGGAACGCUCCGAGGAAGAACCCAUUGCCAUGACCCAGUCAACUAUUUUUGAACCGCCGCAAGCUUUCGGCCAUUCAAGCACCACGGCAGACGAUUUGGAGGCAUCUGCAUUUUCCCACGGUCGAUUCUCAGACGCCGACUCUGACUCAGGUAGUCAUCGCGGUGGAUAUCUGGAGGAUUCUCAGAUAUUUGGAGACGACCCGUUCCAAGACAACCCGGGGUACCUAGACUCGGUUAUUGACACUCAAUUCGAUGAUUUUGAUGAUGAGCAGUCACCUGUAAUACCUCCCCAAGAAGACCGAGAGACCGGGGGUGAAUGGAGAAGCCACUCGUCUCGUGGUCGACAAAACGUGUAUCAGAACCAACAGGUCGAAUACUCUGACGAGCCCUUAAUCCCCUCUGACAGUUAUCAUAUGUCCCAAACUUACGACACACAUCACAGCCAAAUCGGCUCUGAAAUUGACGAAAUCACGCCACCCAUACAUCAUUACAACGAUUACAACGAAAAUAAACAUAACGAAAGAUCACAUUUGAACGUAUCAUCCCACCACUCUAGUACAUCUCCUCCACGGUCAGAGCCUGAUAGCACGGGCUCACGAGACGAAACCCCAAAUGCCGAUCUGAACGAGUCCCAGCUUUUCUCCCACGAUGAAGCACAAAGUCUUUAUAUGAGCGCCAUCAGCCGGGAUGCGAGUGACAGCUUCAUGCCACAAAUUCCAGGCGCCUGGGGCUCGUUUGGUGGUGCCACGAACUCCCAGGGUGCUUUUGAUGACCGAUCUAAAAACACCGCACCUAUUGAGCCGGCACAGUCCACCCAAGUUCAAGAUGAAGCGAAUUCAAGAUACACAAUCCCAUCAGAAGACAACAUCACUGAGCAGCAUGAUUUGGACGACCAAGCCCAAUCCCAGACAUUGCACAAGGACAGCCCCUCAUCCCCGUCGUCUCCUGGGUUACACAGAAUCAAUGAGAUGAGAAAGUCGGUGUUGACUGUUGACAAGAUUUUGCUGUGGCUCUCGCCCCCUGAUUCCGAAGAAGUCUCAGCCGAUCUAUCGCCUGUGUCACAAAAGGAGAACGCAGACAGUGACCUGAAUGAGUCCACAGUUAGCUUUGGAGGUUCUGCACCGGAAGAAAGUCUACUUGCCUCUAGAGCUUACAAAUCUACGAGGUUCGGAAAAGAUUUUGUUGAGGCACGGUCUCAGUCAAAUGCUGAGACUGAACUACCCGAAAUUGCCGUGGAAGUGUUCUCUGUCUCCUUACAUUUCGAUAUUGCAACUGGUUGGCUUCUAAUCAAGAUAGGACAAAAGUUGUCCCAAGCUCUUGAUACGGCUGAAAAAGAUCUGUAUGAGAAGCAGUCGCGAAAGGACCAACCCGCGCGCACACCACCUGUUCAGCUUGUCGUCCAUGCACUUUCAAUAAAGUUCAUCGAACGUGUUUCGGGGCAUGUAUAUUCGUCCGACAAUGGUGGCUCACCGUUGUCUCCUCCCUACAGCAUGGAAGACGUGAUUCUUCGUCUUACUCUAUCUGGACUGGAUGCUCGCGUUUCAGCUCAAAGUACAAGUACUAAGUUGAAUCUUCACGUGUCCAAGUUUGCAUUCGGGUUCGCUUCAGAAGAUAUCAUAUUCUUUGAUGAAAGAUUGAAGAUGCGUGAAUCUACGCGUGAUGUUUUAUCCCCCUCACAAGGAGAUGUCUCUAUAUCUUUGGUCAAGUCGGCAGACCUCGCCAAGGUUGACAUCUCCACGCUGCCUCUCCAUAUCAACCUCAAUGUACAGCGCCUGGAAGAGGUCCUAGGCUGGAUGGGUGGCCUAAGCACCAUUCUCGAACUUGGAAGUUCCAUGUCGUCCGUCUCAACAGUCAAAGGCGGCCCACCGCCUUCCAAACAGCGCCCUCGUGGUGUACAUUUUGAAACACCCACUCCAGCUGUUGACACGACCAAGGGCAAGUCGGCCCUAUGGAAAGUCAAUGCCCGAGUUGGUGCCAUCCUUUUGGAUGUCACUGGUGAAACUCAUUGUCUUCAACUUACCACGACCGCCGUCAAAAUCGUGAGUAGGUUUGAAGGGAUUGGUAUACAAAUAGACAAGGCCAAAAUAAUUGGACCACUUUCAAUUGACGACGCUUCAUCUGAUACUCCCGCCAAAAUCACCCUGAACAACAUCCGCCUUGAAUUCCUUUUUGCUCCAAAGGAGGUUGAUCUCGAUCGUCUUUUGACGUUGAUCACCCCGUCCCAGGACAAAUUUGAAGUGGAAGAUGAUAUCAUGCUAGACACGCUGUUGCGCCAGCGACGACAAGGAUCUGUUCUUCGUGUGACAGUCGGGCGCUUGGAAACUGUCAUUUCAGAUACCAGUGGGUUAGAGCCUCUCUCGUCCCUCGCUGUCGAGUUGAGUCGGCUUUCCAAUGUCACCAAGUAUUUGCCAGAAGAUGAUCGUCCUGGUAUUCUUACUUUGAUGCUGGUCCGUGACUUUCAAGGUCGCGUCCACGUUGGUGGAGAAGUUGGGGACAUCGAAAGUCAACUUACCAAUGUCGAAGUUGCAAACAUCACUAUGCCUUCGCUCACUGCAGCCCAUAUUGGAACUAUGGCCGUCAGUCGGAAUAACAACGAAGAGCUGGUGGGGCAUGCCCUGUGGCCGCCGAACAAAUAUCGGGAUCCAAACCAGUCCUAUCCGCCGGUCCUCAUGGCUCGUUUCAUACCCGAUGAGAUGGAUCCUACUUACAAGAUCAAACUGCACAACCUCCUUGUCGAGUACACGGUACCGUCAGUGACGGCCUUCCUUGGAUUGGGUGGUGACAAGAUGAGCGGAGAUGUGGCCAGUAGUAUGGUCAACUCUAUUGCAAACCUUGCAGAGCACUCAAUCCCGUCAUCUUCGAUGACAGGGCGGCCGAUGUCGAAUGAAUCCAGCUCCUCGACAAAGCCCGUCAAAUUGGCAGUUGUGUUCAGAGAUUGCGUUCUUGGUCUCAACCCUCGCAAUUCCCCAGCAAAAGGCCUUGCGGUCCUCACAAAUUCCAAGUUUGAAGGAAGUAUCCAUGGAGAGGAAUCUGCAGAAGCAUCGUUGGAUAUUAGAAAAGCCUCGCUCAUGAUCAUUGACGAUGUGUACCAUGAGGGUGCUGAUAACCUGCACCAACGGGGCUCUGUCGUUCCUCAAGACACCCAGGCCCAAGCGUAUAUCGAUAAAGGCUAUGUUCCUGUUUCUUCCAUCUCAUCGGCAACUGCCGGUGUCAAACUUACCAGCGCCGAGGAUGGGACGAAGUCUUUGGACGUUGAGCUGAGAGAUGAUCUGUUGAUCCUCGAAACCUGCGCGGAUUCUACUCAGACGCUCAUCAGUAUCAUGAACGGGCUUCAGCCUCCAACUCCACCAAAUGUCAAUAUCAAAUAUCGAACCGAGGUUAUGCCCAUCCAAGAUAUGUUCUCCUCGUUCACCGGGGACGCAUUUGCAGCUGAGCCCCCUCUUUCCAUUGGUGAUGAUCUGGCAACUAUCUCCGAAGGACCGUCUAGGGAAGAUCAGCUACUUGACGAACUUGAAUACGUCAGCGAUUUCUAUCCCACUAAGGGCGGUCUUGGUGGUGUGGGCAUCGAAGGCAUGGAAGCGGGUUCCAAUGACCUGCUGGACAGCUUCCAUUCCCAAUAUCAAGUAUCUUCCAGCAUGACGGAAUUGGACUUCCAGGAGGACCAUUUUGCAAAUAAAUCAGCUGUGGGUGGAACUGCUCAUCGGUGGGACUCCACCCAGAACACCUACGGCUUCACCAACGACACGAAGCUCGAGCGGAGUCCUUUACGUGUGCGUGUUCGAGACGUACAUUUCAUCUGGAAUCUCUUUGAUGGAUAUGACUGGCAACGCACCCGUGACACAAUAUCCAAAGCUGUCAAGGAUGUGGAAACCAAGGCCACAGAACGCCGCACCCGGGGCUCACGGAUGUCACCUUCAGCAGAGGAUGAAGAAGAGUCUGUCAUUGGCGAUUUCCUAUUCAACUCCAUUUACAUCGGUAUCCCAGCCAACAAGGAUCCACGGGAACUCCACCGCGAGAUCAAUCAGGACAUAGACGAUUUCACCAGUGAGACCGGGAGCUACGCAACAACCACUACCGUGACUGGGGCUGGAAGUCGCCAGGGCCGAUCAACCUCGAAGAGAGAGAAGAAAUUGCGUUUACAUCGAAGCAAACACCACAAAAUGACGUUCGAGUUGAAGGGUGUCUCGGCCGAUCUGAUUAUCUUCCCACCGGGUUCAGAAGAGACGCAGAGCUCGUUAGAUGUGCGGGUCAAGGAUCUAGAAAUCUACGAUCAUGUUCCGACAUCUACGUGGAAGAAGUUCGCAACGUAUAUGCGUGAGGCUGGUGAAAAGGAGAGUGGAACGAGCAUGGUUCACCUUGAAGUUCUGAUUGUAAAGCCUGUGCCUGAGCUGGCUGCGUCUGAGAUUGUCCUCAAGGCCACUGUUCUACCACUCCGGUUGCAUGUCGACCAAGAUGCUCUCGACUUCAUGAGUCGAUUCUUCGAGUUUAGAGAUGAGACCGCCGAACUAUCUGAUACCCCGGGUGACGUUCCAUUCUUGCAGCGAGUAGAGAUAAACGCCGUGCAAGUCAAAUUAGACUUCAAGCCUAAGCGGGUCGACUAUGCAGGACUCCGAUCCGGCCGUACAACCGAGUUCAUGAACUUCUUCGUGCUAGAUGGCGCCGACAUGGUGCUACGACAUGUAAUCAUCUACGGAGUGUCUGGGUUCGACCGAAUGGGCCAAACUCUCAACGACAUCUGGAUGCCAGAUGUCAAGCAGAACCAACUGCCCGGUGUGCUUGCUGGUCUCGCACCGAUCCGCUCUCUAGUCAACGUCGGCGGCGGCGUACGCGACCUAGUCGUCGUCCCAAUGCGCGAAUACCGAAAGGACGGCCGAAUCGUGCGCAGCAUCCAAAAAGGCGCUCUAGCCUUCGCUAAGACAACCUCCAACGAGCUGGUCAAACUGGGCGCAAAACUUGCCAUCGGCACACAAACCGUCCUCCAAGGCGCGGAGGAUAUGCUGACCACCCCCAGUGCACCAGCAUACGACGACGAUUCCCUCGACGAAGACGAAGCGAAGAAGAUCUCACUGUACGCUGAUCAGCCGGUUGGGGUGGUUCAGGGACUGCGUGGGGCGUUCAGCGGUCUCGAACGCGAUCUACUCCUAGCUCGUGAUGCAAUAGUCGCCGUACCCGGGGAGGUAGUGGAGAGUGGGAGCGCCAAGGCGGCCGCAAAGGCAGUCUGGAAGCGUGCCCCCACGGUCAUCCUCCGGCCCGCUAUCGGAGUAUCCAAGGCCGUGGGACAGACUCUGCUUGGUGCGGGGAAUACCCUUGACCCGAGCAAUCGGCGCAAGAUGGAAGAUAAGUAUAAACGGUACUGA
Penicillium hordei is the source of this 6297-nucleotide messenger RNA. RefSeq lists its product as uncharacterized. Lineage: Eukaryota; Fungi; Ascomycota; Eurotiomycetes; Eurotiales; Aspergillaceae. Gene Ontology annotation, biological process: reticulophagy; autophagy of mitochondrion; piecemeal microautophagy of the nucleus. Gene Ontology annotation, molecular function: phosphatidylinositol-3-phosphate binding. The coding region runs from base 1 to 6297 and encodes 2098 amino acids. The transcript has 4 exons. Gene Ontology annotation, cellular component: extrinsic component of membrane; phagophore assembly site. The record is from RefSeq and is a predicted model, not a curated record.